AUGGCAUCUUCAGAAUCACAUUCAAUACUAGCACGCGACAACCGCCAUGGCCUCUCAAUGUUUGUACACUACAACUUCCGUGUCUCUCCCACAACAUCAACAUCAAUAUUCUUUCAUAAUGCGAAUGACCAACAGCAACACCGUCCCAACCUCAUGGUCACGUCCACUGAUAGGUUCAAAUUCCGCAUCAAUGCUUUUUUUCGCUUAUUUGAUUCAAUCUCCAACGCACUUAUGAACACAACAAUGCUCCAUCCUUGUCAAGAAAUAGCUUGCCAAACCUUUUUCCAAGAAGGUCAAGAUUUUCUUUGGUCCCAUUUAUCACACCCAAACAUUCCCUUUAGAAUGCUUGAUAUGAUAAUUCCAAGAAUCAUGAGUAGAGUUCAACAACUAUUGGACCUCAACCUUGCAUUUGCAAUAACUUGGGAUUCGGGUUAUCGUGUGUUCCCUUUGGAAGUGUCCUUUAUCGUGGACUACGAGGAAUACGUUGUCAUAAAUACAAUAAUGGAAGAGUCAGCAGAAGAUUUUAGAAUGAUUCCAGCUUCCAAUAAUGUUAUCCAUUCUCUGAAGAAGUUCAAGGUUACGAAACAGGAUGAGUACUGUACUAUCUGCAUGGAAGAGUUCGACGUGAGUGAUGAUAAUGAAGGCAAAGAAGUCUCCGCAAUGCCCUGCGAUCACGUGUUUCACCAACAAUGUAUUGUGCAAUGGCUGCAAACUAGUCAUAUGUGUCCCUUGUGUCGCUAUCCUAUGCCCAUUGCCAACAAUAUAUGA
Messenger RNA from Gastrolobium bilobum, 768 nucleotides. RefSeq lists its product as uncharacterized. Bases 1 to 768 code for a protein of 255 amino acids. Gene Ontology annotation, molecular function: zinc ion binding; ubiquitin protein ligase activity. Gene Ontology annotation, cellular component: cytoplasm. Lineage: Eukaryota; Viridiplantae; Streptophyta; Magnoliopsida; Fabales; Fabaceae. Gene Ontology annotation, biological process: protein ubiquitination. The record is from RefSeq and is a predicted model, not a curated record. The transcript has a single exon.